Molecule: messenger RNA, 1475 nt
Organism: Hymenoscyphus albidus
Lineage: Eukaryota; Fungi; Ascomycota; Leotiomycetes; Helotiales; Helotiaceae
Source: the annotation of a GenBank genome assembly
GUAUUGUCGCACAAGCUCUCUUUGUUUGGAUCAAGGGCGUUCGUUGUUUAUCCCUAGUUACAUUCCUCGCAAAACCCGUUUCCAUUCAUCAACACCAACCUCACCAUGUCCUACCACCGAGAACCCAACAACUUCUCCAAAUCACCUCCAAGAUGUCCGUCCAUCAACGUUACGUCCCUCGAAACGCGAACGAAGAAAGCACUUCUUCCUCCUCAAUCCAAGUCCUCCGAGUAACCGACGGCGCCCGAUACCUCGCCAGCAAAAUACCCGAAGUGUACACCAAAGAUGUCCCCAUCUUCUCAGAAAGAGAGGAACGCAUAUCCGGCUACUUCCAACGACACAAAGACGACGAUGGCGCCGACUCCGACGCCUCGUACGAUUCAGAGGAAGAAGACGCCAUCGCAACUUACAAGACGAAGAUGGCGCAAGCUAUCGUCCCUGUGGCGGGAAUACCAAUAUCUCGCAUCCUCAACCAUCCCAACAUCGUUUCGCUCGUGGAUAUUGUCCAGGACUCGCUGCAAGCGGGCAAUACGAGCUUGAUCGGUGGAAGUGGCGAUGUCACGAUCUGGGAGGAUAUGGAUGCUGGCUCGCUUUCAUACAUCGUGCCCUUGGCGAAUGGACUCCCUGCGCUCGACGACAAAGCAGCCUGGGAGCAGUUGACGACGGUUAAUAGUAAACGUCCUGCGCUCCCCGAGGGUCUCUGCUGGCAUGUUCUUCGCAGCAUGGCGCGUGCGCUUAUCUGGUUGCAUCAUGGCAUCAAGGAGACGGCGGGUGUUCCUGGGGAGUGGGAGAAACGUGAUCAAGACUGGCAGCCGAUUUUGAUUCGCGAUAUCAGUCCGUCUCAGGUUUGGUUUAAGAAGCCGGAUGGGAAGAAGGGAUAUCAUUAUGGGGAGUGUAAGUUGGGAGGCUUCAAAUGGGCGAAGGUUUGUGGGACUGUUGGUGGACGGUUGGCGGUCUCGGAACGCGUACCGAAUACUCCUGAGUACAAGCAGAUGUACUGGCCUCCAGUAAGUGAGGUCGAAUUCCGAUCUGUAUUUCUUCUGCUUACUUGAAUGCAGGAGAUCUACCGAAAUACACACCCUUGGACUCGUGCCACUGAGAUUUGGCAGCUUGGCGCGACCGUCUACACAAUGAUGUGUGGACAUCCACCAUCUCGUUACUCAGAUUAUCAAUGGAAUUGCUCACGCAUGACUGAUGCAGGCUACUCUGACUUCUUAAAUACAGUCGUUCGUAUGAUGUUGAAAGAUGAACCUGGACUCCGACCUGACGCGUUGACCUUGGUUAACAAGGUUGAUUUCGAGUACUGGCAGUGGAGGGAUGGGACCAAGUUGGGGCAAGAAUAUGUGGAUAAGGAUGAUGAAAAGGUGAAGAAGGCGAGUAAUACUAAAGGUAAAGGGGGCUUGAGAAAUUUGGCUGGGGGUGGUUUCCAGGGUGUUUGAGGGGAGUGAGGUUGCUACUGCAGAUUUAGUUUUAAU